CCUGGGCGUGCGAGGCUCCGGGGAGCUGGCCGCCGAGCAGCACCCUCACACUCUGCGGGAGCCGCGCUGACCGCUGCGAAGCUAGGUCCCGCGCCCGCGCGCUCAUUGGCCGGCACGUGCGAGUUCGCCCUCUUCUCCCGAACGCUGCUGCGCGCCCGGUGCCAUCAAGCCGGAACGCUUCGCUCAGGCCACCGAGUGAACGGACACGCAGCUCCUGGGCGGGACUGUGGAGGCCGAGGGGCGCGCUUCGCUGCCCCCCCAGCACCCGGGCCUCCUCCCGCCCCGGCCCGCCCCUCCUCCACCGCCCCAGCCCCCACCGCCCCGGGGCAGCCGCGCGCCGGGCGGGGCGGGGGCGGGGCCGGGUGUCAGGCGGCGCCGGCCCAAAAGGCGGAGUCGCGCGGCGAAGGGGCCAGAGCUGUGAGCGCGGUGCCGAGUGCGCCGCGGAGAGAGCCAGCGGGAGCCCGGACCCCGAGGAGCCCCCGUGCCCGCCCGGCCCGGCCUGGCCCCGCGCUAUGGAGUUCCUCUGGGCCCCACUCCUGGGUUUGUGCUGCAGUCUGGCCGCUGCGGACCGCCACACCGUCUUCUGGAACAGUUCCAAUCCCAAGUUCCGGGAUGCGGACUACACCGUGCACGUGCGCCUGAGUGACUACCUGGACAUCAUCUGUCCGCAUUACGAGGACAACUCCGUGGCAGACACCGCCAUGGAGCGGUACACACUGUACCUGGUGGAGCAUGAGGACUAUCAGUUGUGCCAGCCCCGCUCCAAGGACCAAGUCCGCUGGCAGUGCAAUCAGCCCAAUGCCAAGCACGGCCCAGAGAAGCUGUCUGAGAAGUUCCAGCGCUUCACACCUUUCACGCUGGGCAAGGAGUUCAAAGAAGGACACAGCUACUACUACAUCUCGAAACCCAUUCACCACCAAGAAGACCAGUGCUUGAGGCUGAAGGUGACCGUCAAUGGCAAAAUCACUCACAGUCCUCAGGCCCACGCCAAUCCACAGGAGAAGAGACUCCCAGCAGAUGACCCAGAGGUGCAGGUUCUACAUAGCAUCGGUCACAGCGCUGCCCCCCGCCUCUUCCCACUUGCCUGGGCUGUGCUGCUCCUGCCACUUCUGCUGCUGCAAACCCACUGACGGUGUGCGCCCCAUCUGGCUCAAGGAUUGGAACUGGGCUGAGGGGGCAGGGACAGGUACCCUCACCUGUCCUGGGGCCCUUCCCGAAGCCCAGCCCUGGGAACCACUCCCACCACAUGCACAAGCUGCCACCCAGCAGCCUCAAAACGGGUCAGUAUUAAGGGUUUCAACCCAAAGGAAGUCAACCAGCCUGGCAGGGCAUUCCCUGCCUCCACCUCAGAGUGAUGGAGAAAGAAGUGGGGACAGCCCUUUCCCUGCCAACUGCUGCCUUUAAACCAAAGAAUCAAGCUGUGCAGACAUGACCCCUUAAGAAGGGCACCGUGGGAGCCGAGCUGGAAGGGCCUUGGACCCCUGCAACAUGGACGCCGAGCUUGGCCAAGAUGGCUCCACGCAGAGAGUCAGGAUGCCCAGGUGAACUGACCGAAGGAAAAGGGAGCCAGAUACAGGAGAGGCAGCCACGCUUGGGCUGAUCCUGUGUCUGCCAGCAGGACUUCCGCCUGUGGAGCUGCCAUGGAGAUGCGUAGCCAGGCACUGCCUUGUGCCCAGCCUGGGGCAGCACUCCCCAGAGCUGGGCCAGCAGGGGGCUGUGCCAACCUGUUCUUAGAGUGUAGCUGUGAGGGCAGUGCCCGUGUGUAUAGUCUGCCUAGAGUGUGGCAGGGCCCACAUGUACAGUACCUGUAUAUAGACUCGCCGCGUGUCUGUAAUUUCUACAACUGGAGGUUUUUUUUUUAUACAAUGUUCUUUGUCUCAAAAUAAAUGUGUUUGGUUUUUUGGA
Oryctolagus cuniculus (rabbit) is the source of this 1905-nucleotide messenger RNA. RefSeq names its product ephrin A1 (gene EFNA1). Gene Ontology annotation, cellular component: plasma membrane. Lineage: Eukaryota; Metazoa; Chordata; Mammalia; Lagomorpha; Leporidae. Gene Ontology annotation, biological process: ephrin receptor signaling pathway; axon guidance. The record is from RefSeq and is a predicted model, not a curated record. Gene Ontology annotation, molecular function: ephrin receptor binding.